GGGACCCCUGGACCCGCUGGGGCUGGACCCCGGCAGAUUGAAAAUAAAGGAAUAGAAAAAGAUAUUUCAGGCAAGUGGAAAUGAAAAAAAAAAGUUUGGAAAGUGCCCUGGAUCCUUUUAGGACAUUUGGUCUUUUGGGCACAACACAAAUUGAGUGAGGGAAGAAGGAGAAAAAUCCGCUGGAUCCCUGCAGGAUUAAUUUAUUCAAAAAGGAAAUAAUAGAAAAAUACUCAACAUGCAAAAGUCUUGUGAAGAAAAUGAAGGAAAGCCAUAGAACAUGCCAAAGGCUGAGGAAGACCACCCUUCAGAAGAUGUUCCACAGGAGGCAGAAGGAAACCUUAGAAGCGGGUUGACUCAACCUGUGCAGGCAUUCAAAGAAGACACUCCCAUUAGGCAUUUGAACCCUGAAGAAAUGCUAAGAGGAAUAUAUGAAUUGGAAAGGCUUAGAGAAGAAAUAAGAGUAAGAAACAAGUUUGUGAUGAUGCAUUAAAAGCAAAGACAUUCUCGCGGACAACCUUAUCCUGUGUGCUUUAGGCCUUGAAUUCUUUUUUUUUUUACCUGAUAGUAAAAUCUGGCCCCUGCUUUCUGUUAGCAUAUUCUGAUGUAUCUUUUAUCUUCAUUUUACUUUUCAUCUGGUAGAAUUUUGUUUUAGAUAGUUUACUUGUUAACCAGCAUCUUACUGGAUUUUGUAUUUUGACCCAUUCUCCAGGUCUAUUUUUCAACUAGGAAGUUUUACACAAAGGCAUGAAAAUAUGUUCAUUCCAUAUUGUAAAGUAACAUAAGUUACAAAGCAUAUUUAGUAUCAGCUCACAUAUGUACGAUAAAAAUCCCAAGUGGUGUGUUUGCAUGCAUGUGUGUAUACAUAUAUAUAUACAUAUAUACAUCAGAAACUUAACUGUGCUCAUUUCUGUGUGGUGUGAGUUUUCUUUUUGCUAAUAUGUAUGUUUUAAUGUAUUCUUAUUGAUUUUUUAGAGAGAGGAAGGGAGAGCGAUAGAGAGUUAGAAAAAUGGAUGAGAGAGAAACAUGGAUCAGCUGCCUGUUGCACGCCCCCCACUGGGGAUCAA
This is a messenger RNA of Myotis myotis, 1064 nucleotides long. RefSeq names its product transcription elongation factor A protein-like 8. The transcript has a single exon. NCBI's taxonomy places the organism in Eukaryota, Metazoa, Chordata, Mammalia, Chiroptera, Vespertilionidae. The record is from RefSeq and is a predicted model, not a curated record. Bases 278 to 490 code for a protein of 70 amino acids.